Molecule: messenger RNA, 660 nt
Organism: Phasianus colchicus (ring-necked pheasant)
Lineage: Eukaryota; Metazoa; Chordata; Aves; Galliformes; Phasianidae
Source: RefSeq, a predicted model, not a curated record
AUGUGUGAUGGCCUUCAGUCUGGCAGCAGUGCACAAGUUCUCCAAGCUGAUGUUGUUGACAAGGGAACGGGCCACAACAGAAGUGGGCUGGCCAGGGAUGAGUGGCAGCGGUUGGUGGUAUUAGGCAGGGACAGCCCCAUCCUCACUUCUGGUGUAAUCACCAACUGGGAUGGGCUGGAAGACUGGCAUCAUAUCUUCUACCACAAGCCAGCCAUGUGCCCCAAGGAGCUGGCUGUGCUGGUCACCACUGUCCCCUUGUCCCCCAUCACCAACAGUGAGAAGAUGUCCGAGCUGCUCUUUAAGGCUUUUAGUGUGCCAGCCAUACUUGAAUGCCUCAUUUCAUGCUGCUCCUAUGGCUGCACCACUGGUAUGGGUCUGGGCUCUGGUGUUUGCAUGAUAUAUGACUUUGCACUAUCUCAUUCCUCCUUCCAUCUGAAUAUGUCCAGGGAAUGCCUCACACUCUACCUCAGCCAGAUGCUGGCAGCCUGUGGGGUCCAGCCUCCACCAGAGAUGCUCCAGCGCCUGAAGGACACAUUCUGCUGCUACCACCUGUCCAGUGCCCACCCCAAGCCUGUGACACUCCUCCUGCGGAGUGAGCACUCCCACUGCCUUGUGGCCCUCUUCACCCUCUAGGUUCUGGGGGGUGUUGUCCUGGGCCUA